AUGAAAGUUCGAGACAGUCCAUUUGAAAUACAAAGACUAAAAAGUCUUUAUUUUGCUAAGGACACUGAAAAGUAUGCAUUGAGUCACUUUAAGCAAACAUUCCUAUGUUGUACGCUUUUACAUUGUAAUUUUCUUCCAAAGGGUUUACCUUUAAGAGGUUUUACUGUAUGUUUUGGGUUUUUAUUGCACCCUUGGGUGCUAUAUUGUGAUCAAUUUGCUGGGGUGGAUGGGUGGGUGGACAUCCUGAUAAAUCUUGUCUACAGGUUUCCAGGCAAACUGUUUGAUCUGAUGCAUUCAUCUUAAAUUUUCAGGGAUGUUUCUCCAUGAAAGUUUAGAACUGAUUAGUUUUUGGGUUGUCUAGGUAAAUGUUAGGAUGGCCAUAUGGAGUGUCCUUCUCAAAAACUAUUUUCCUUUCAAGGGUGCGACUCUGUUCACUCUGUGUCUUGUUUGUCUACAAUUAAGUUAACUAGAAGAGGAAGUAACUAGAAAAUUAGAUGAAGUAAUAUGUAUCUGAUUGUUUAUUCCACGAAACAUUCCCUUGGAUCAAUGUUAGAAACUAUUUUUAUUUCUAAUAUGUAAUAUGUACAUGUACAUAUGUACA
Messenger RNA from Owenia fusiformis, 601 nucleotides. The record is from the annotation of a GenBank genome assembly. Lineage: Eukaryota; Metazoa; Annelida; Polychaeta; Sabellida; Oweniidae.